Molecule: messenger RNA, 5764 nt
Organism: Darwinula stevensoni
Lineage: Eukaryota; Metazoa; Arthropoda; Ostracoda; Podocopida; Darwinulidae
Source: the annotation of a GenBank genome assembly
AUGCUCACCGUGCCUCGGGCUCGGCUCAGUCCGGGUCCCGUCCCGUCCGUUGCGAUGGUGAACACGUGCCACCAGACGGGGAUCACUUGUGGCGUGGAGAGGAGACAGCUGCCGGUCGUGAUGGUGCAUCACUGCGAGGUGGAGGGGGAGAGGAAACGGGAGAAGCCUCCAGUCCCGCCUAAGCCGUCGUGGCUGGUGCAUCAGGUGACCAUGGCGAAGGGGCAACACGUCCCGAGGAGACAUCAUCAUCAUCAUCAUCAUCAUCAUCAUCGGCAGCGGGGAAACACGACACCCAGGAGACUCGCUGCACUUUGGCCAUGCCAACAAAACCUCCUCCACUUCCAGUUUUUGAGUCCAUGUCCAUCUCGGGUGGAAGGGUCUCGAGAUUCUCCUCCAUCUCCAUUGUUUUUGUGCGUGGAGGCCCUCUCCGUCGUCCGUCAUGAAGUGGAAGAUGAAAUUGCCUCAGUUGGAUCGAGCCAGGUGGGAAGAAUGAACUCGCUUCACCUAUCCACGCCAGAAUCCGAGAAGGGAGGAGAAACGGGGGAAGCAGAAAAAGAGAAAGAUAAGGAGGCAGAGGAACCGGCUCCUCCUGAGCAGGAGCCGCAACGGGAAUCGAGAAAGAAGGUUUUCUCUGGCAUCCGGAAAAGGGCAUCUUCAGCUCCCGCUGCCAAAUCCAGCAAAGAAUCCAGUCUCCCCCACAUCCCCAUCAAAUCCAUCCUGAAGUCUGCUAAGCAAAGGGUAGAGAAAUCGAAAUUUUCUGCCUCGGCCCACGAACUGGCCAGCUCCUUGUCUGGAUUCGUCAAGAGCCAUAGCAGCCACGGGACGACGGAGAAGAAGUCCAAGUCCCAUGUCCCUCGACGGUUCCGAAAGUCGGCCGAGAGGAGCGAGCCGUCCUCGAGUGCCAAGAGCAGUGCCACGGAUGUCUCCUCGCAGAAAUCAAUUUCUUCCAUCAAGGAAUCGCCGUUGAGAAGGAAACCCGAGGGUCUCCCUAAGCCUGCUCCUCGCAGAAAGGUCCCCGUGGGCACCAGGUAUUGCCGCAUUCAGAGAGAUGUCCCGUUUGUGGAAGAUGGAGCCACCACGGUGUCCGAUUCUUCGACCGAAGCCUUUCGAGAGGAAGACACUCAUAUCAAAUACGAGCAGGCGGAUGCCGAGUUGCGGAAAUUCAUCCACGAGACUUUGAUGAGUAAUGGGUUCCCCAAGGACAGGAAGACGGAAGAACUGGGUCGAGAGAUCGAAGGGAUCGUGAAGGAAGUAUUCAGCGACCCCUCGGUUUCGGAAUGUCUCGUUGCUUGCCCCCCAGAGUUUGGCCUGGAGGAAACUUUCAUCGAUCGAGAGACCUUCAUCGAUAGUCUCGUUCAAAACAUCAUGACUUCCUCUCAGUAUGAAGCAAUCGGAGAGAUGUCUUGGCAGCGCGGAAACAGCCCGGCUUUUCCCCCAAAUCCUAGGGGAAGUCCAGACACGCUACCCAGACAGAAAAAUCGACCGACGAAACCUCCAAGAGCGCCGAAGAAGCCUCUGGUGCGUUCCCUGAGCCGAGAGCUCGGGCUUGCCAUCGAACACCGUCGAAUGAUCGAGGAGAGAAUCUACAAGGAAAAUGUGGAAUGGCAGAGGAAGGCCAUGUUAGAGACUGCCAAGUGGAUGGAGGAACGUCAACGACGCCAGGAGAAGGCUGAACGAUAUAAGGAAUUGAAGCAAAUGUUGGAGAAGGAGGAACGAGAGAAGCAGGCCAAAAGAGCGAAAGAGUAUGCAGAUACACUCCUGAAGUCUCAGACUCAGCCUAAGCGGUUCCAGAGCCUUCCUCGAGACCAGAAAUUCGAAUUUAACUCGGGGACGCUGACGCCUCGUCGACGUCGGAAGAAGGAAAGGAUUCCGGUGCAACCGGCAACGAUUGCCAGAGAUUACCGGGUUCAGUCUGAGAUAGAGAAGUAUCAUACUCCUCCUGAGAGCCCCACUAAACAUUUCAUUCGUAAUGUCGGAAGAUCCCCUUCUCCUUCAAGAUCCCAGAAAAGGUCGCAGUCGUCGACUCUUCACUCGAGGAAGUUCCAAGAUUCCCCGUCGAAGCCCGAAAGGAAGAAACGCAGUCAGUCGUUCCAUGAAAUGGAUUGGUUGAAGAAACAGGAAGCAAGCUCUUGUGCUCGCAUGGCUACUUCAGAACCAGACAUGGAUCUAGCUGAGCAAUCUAUGUAUCAUAAGUAUGAGAAGAUCAGUCGGCCCCUGCCUAAUCCGCCGAAACCUCCUAGGGGAAAAGGCAAAGAAGAUGGAAAUAUAACACCUGCCACUCCUAUGUCUGACACAGAGGCACUGUACAAGACGAUCACUAGGCAGAAACAGAAUUACAAUCAUGAUGGGAACUUCAAUAAAAGCCAAGAAAUGGUAGGAACUGAAAGCCUAGGCCAAGCCUCUAAGACUCAGCUGAAUGAAUUAAGUAGAUCUUUGCUGGAAGCUGCCAAAGCCUCAUUGAUUGAGCAAGGUAUACCCCCCAGCAAGUUGCAGUCCUUUGAACUCUAUUUUGCUAAUAUUCUUUCUCUGCCGGAAUUGAAGGUGAGUAAAUUGACCAUCCAGGAAUUAUGUGCUGAGACAAUCAAUGUUAGUGAAAUCACAGCUGAGAAGAUACACAAGCAUGUAAGUGGAAAGAAGGAGGAUGAAAGAUCCACUGCAACUGCAACACCAAGCACAACUACAACAAGUCACCAACAAGCCAGAAGAGAUGGUGACCAAACUCUGACUGAAGAUCUGACUGGUGCCACAUAUGAAACAGCAGUUGAAUUGGAUAGUGACAUAGAAGGAUCACUGAAGUCAGUUGAAGUGGCAUUUGAUACCAUUGAAGGAAGCUUGAGCUAUAUUCAUAGUAAGGUACAGAGCAACGAGAGUCUAGCAUCUCCAGACACUCGUGCCUAUCACCAGAGUCUCAAACAUGAAGGUCAAGAAAGCGAUGUUGCUUCAACAGAUCAUCAGAUCGAUGGUUUCAUCCUACAGGAUGAAGAUUCUGUCACACGAUCCUCCGAAUGCAUGGAGGACAUCCCAGCACGUCUGGACGACAUCCGCUUGGCACUUGAGAGACUCUUGGCUCCUCGGGGUUGUGAGUCAUCAGAUAUUGCUCAAGAAGAGCUGUGGAUAUCCCCAUUUGGGAACGAAGUUGUCAGUUCAGCUUGUCAGGUAGAUGCCCAGCUCCUGGAAGAGGAACUUCAAGUUAUCUUUGGAGAUUUGGCAAAAAAAAAAGCCCACAAUAACAUGAGUUUUACACUUGGUUCAUUUAGUCGUUCUGUAGGUGUUUCCCUUCAACCCCCUCAGUUAGGAGGAUCUCUCCUGGAUGGAAGAAGCUACAGUGAAACUUCCCACUUUCAAUCAUCUGCCCAAAUUGAGCAGGGACUGGAGUUGGGAAGGGGCAGGGACCAGGUGGGAGACAGGGAGUUCCAGGACAGUGAGAUGUGUGGAGAAGUAGAAGAACCAGAAAGACCAUUGUCACCUAAAGGACCUGCAAUGUCUGUGGUUGUGUCCUGUGAAUCUGAGGAUCGAUGUCUUGCUAAUGGUUUCAACAAUGACCCAGACUCUACCAGCUUUUCCAGUGAAGCCUUCCCGAAUCUCAUCUCCAACUGUGAAGAAACUGAUUCUGAAGACCUCGAUCCUGGGACUAGAAGGAAGCAAAAAUCUUUCUUCAUUGUUCAGGAGAUUGUGAGUUCUGAGAAGGGUUUCGUGGAUGUCCUGAAGCUCCUGACCAUUGACUUCGCAGAGUUUGUGGCAGAAAGGUGCGAUGACAAUCAAACCACUGUGAUUCCCCAAGCUGAGAUAAAGAGGGUGUUCAACCAUCUUCCUCAACUGUAUCAGCUGAAUAGUGAUCUCCUCAGCGAUCUUUCAGAUCGUCUUGCCAACUGGCACAUCCGUCCCCAGCUGGCAGACAUCUUUGUCAAGAAGGGACCCUUCCUCAAACUCUAUGCAACAUAUUGUCAGGACUAUGAGGCUCAGUGUGCCCUUCUGGAUGAGUACUGUGCCAAAUAUCCCCAGUGGAAGAAACAUGUGGAGGACUUUGAAGCAUUAGACCGGUGUCAGAGGCUGAAACUACAGCACUAUAUGUUGAAACCCAUCCAGAGGGUGCCUCAGUAUCGACUUCUUUUGGACAAAUACUUCCGUUGCCUGGAUCCAGAGGAGAUGGACUAUGAACCAACCAAGUCAGCUCUCCUGGUUAUGUGUGAUGUCGCCGAUCAUAUCAACAACAGCAUGAAGGUUGAUGAAGCAUUCAACCAGCUGUGGCAGUUGCAGAAUCAAUUGCAGAAUUUUGAAGUGAUUCAGCCUGGCAGGAGGAUCUUGAAGAAGGGUGAGCUUCUAAAGAUCUGCCGCAAAGGCACACAGGCCCGCUACUUCAUACUUAUGACAGAUAUUCUGCUCCACACAAGUUAUGUGAACCCAGGUACUAAUUUGCCAACUGGGAAUGGUCUCUACUUACGUAAUGCAUUCCAGCUCACCAGGAUGAAGGUCGCCCUACCUAAAAUUGGAGAGUAUCAGCAUGAAUUCAGCAUCAUCUCUUCCACGCGCAGCUUCAGCUUAGUUGCACGGUCAUCUGCAGAGAGAGUAGAAUGGGUGCAAGCCCUGCAAGCAGCCAUUGAUGAGAAUGCUUCUCGGCGUUCCACUUUCUGUGCUGCAAAUCCUCUCAUCUACCCCACCAUCGAAAAUCAUACUGACUCUGAUUUGCAUCUAGGCAAAGAGGCUCCAGUAUGGGUUCCAGACAGCAGAGUGACCAUGUGUCAGUUGUGCACGUCAGAGUUCACUGUAACCUUUCGGCGACAUCACUGUCGUGCUUGUGGGAAGGUUGUAUGCUCAUCAUGCUCAAACAAUGAAGCUCCUUUGGAAUACCUGAAGAACAAAUGUGCUCGUGUCUGUGAUUACUGUUAUGUCCAACUCAAGAAGAAUUUUAAUUCUCGAAAGGACUCACCUCAGACAUCCAAGAGUUCUGUGUCAUCUGCUGAGAGUGAAGCAGACAUGAGGGAUAGUCCAGAUCAGGAAUCCUGCAAGGGCCAGUUCAAGAAAUUUGGUUCUUCUGCCACACGGCGAUCUCAGCGUUCCAUACCCCAGCGCUUGCGAGAGGUGCGAGCCAACACUGAAGAAGCCAAUAUGAGUGGGUACCUUUAUCAGAAGAAGCGUGCCAACUGGAGGAAACUUUGGUUUGUGCUGAAGGAUAAAGUUUUAUAUGCUUAUGGAGCAUCUGAGGACAUCAGUGCCCUGGAAUCCCUACCACUACUUGGAUACCACAUUCGUGUGGUAUCAGAGGAGAGCCCCAGGAACCAUUUUGAAGGUAUUGAUGCCAGCUUGGUCUUCUAUGUCUCUCAUCCCAACCAGCAACCCUUAUUUUUCCACACAGACUCCCCUGAUGGCACCAACAGGUGGGUGAAAGCUUUAAGAGAAGCCACAGUAUUGGAUCCAUCUUGAAGAGAACGGGGAUUAUCUAUGAAAGUAUCUCAUUUAAAAAAUGCCUUUUUUAUAUUAAGAAACCAAGGAAAGAGAGAAAAGUGAGCUUUCUACCUCAGAGUAAGAAUUGCUUUGGAGAGGAUGACUUGCUUACUUUUCUGUUUCUCUGUCACUCAGGAGAAUCCUCAUAUCGUGACAUGUUUUUAAUUGUGAGAAUGUGUGCUCAGUGGAAUUUCUUACCUGUGCUGCCAGAGAUAACAUUCACUACCUGAUCUUUGACACCCUAGUCAUCACAGUUAAAUGACAAUGCCUGUCGCUUAUAAAACAGACCAUAUCUAAUAAAGAUGAUUGGAUUGCAAACUGG